This is a messenger RNA of Penicillium psychrosexuale, 2829 nucleotides long. Its product is annotated as glycerophosphocholine acyltransferase. Lineage: Eukaryota; Fungi; Ascomycota; Eurotiomycetes; Eurotiales; Aspergillaceae. The record is from RefSeq and is a predicted model, not a curated record. The transcript has 6 exons. Gene Ontology annotation, biological process: phosphatidylcholine biosynthetic process. Bases 1 to 2829 code for a protein of 942 amino acids.
AUGAUCUACCUCGACCACAACGGUCAAUGGCAACUACAAGCCUCGCCCUCAAUUGCAGGCUGCGAAGGCGCCAUCUUCACCCAAGAUGUUACAGACCGAUUCAUAGAAAUGACUGGCCAGACGCCCCAAACCAGUCCGCAGUUCCCAAACCCGACCCAAGCACCCCACUCCCCUUGGGACGAGCAACCCGCUUCGGGAUGGGCCCCGCCUCAGGCGAGACAGGCUGAGAUGAUCCCGUUCCAAUGGUCAUCACAGCAAAGCCGAAAAAAGUCGAGGCGUGCCGGCGGUACGCCCAAGUCUCGACCGAAAUCUACCUCGCCGCCGCCUGCCGCUCCGGCUCCCGGGCGGACGGUCCUUCGUGUCGGGAACCGGGCGCUGCUGCGACGGUACUAUGAGAAGGCAUUUGAGGAUUUCCAGCAGCUCAACUGCCGGGCUAUUGCGAAAUCCUAUAUUAAGCUUGUCGAGCCGAGGAAGCAGGUCCAUUACCCGUAUAACGGGCGCAGGGUGAUUGCCGGUGUCUCGCAGCGUGUUGACCCGGAGUUCACGAAGCCUGCGUGGUGGCCUGCUGGUGUCUUGCACAAGGAGCCUGAUCAUCUGCUCAAACCUGACCGUCUGCGACUUCUGGUUCAUAUCCUCUGUGAACUAAAGGAUAGCCACGGAGUCACAACGGAUAAGCUGCGAGAAGCUGGCCAAGACGUCAGACGGCAGAUUACACCUGCCCACCGGCUGCAGGUUCUCGACGAGAUCUACUUUGUGCGACAAAUGGAAGAACAGUAUCUGGAUGGUGAAAUCGAUGGCAGUACCUUGAUUCAGAUAACACAGACACAUCUACCCGAAGCAAUCUUCCCAGACGAUGACCUAUUAUCCCGGGCACACGCAGCACCCGUAACAGCCCCUUCCAUCGAGGCCGAAUAUAACAUGCACGAUGCCCGCGACAACCCCGUUAUCUCCACGCUGGAAGAUGACGACCCAAAGCUACACCACUCGCAUAGUCUGCCCCUCUCACCCACCACUAGCGAGUCCAGUGGUCCACACAGCCCAACGGGCAGUUUCGGCUACCCAAUAGCCAUAGCACCCUCCGUGCAUGUAAUACCCCCUCUCGAGUCCCCCAAUGUCACAAAGUCUAUACAUCCAGACCCGGGUUAUCUGUCCGGGUACUACUCGCAGCCGUUUGUGUCUGAUAAAGGGCCUGGGUUCUGGCCACAUGCCAAUACUGCCUCGCAUCGACCGUAUCCCAACACCCGGGACGGACCGACCAUACUCUGCUUCCAGCAACAGUUUUUGAUGGAAAGCACCGGCUCGAGAAGAAAAUCCGAUACCAUGUCGGCCGAGCCUCCGGUCUCCACGCCAGUCGUGGAGGAUGUGUCUUCAGAUGACUCCGACAACGAUGAAUCCGACACUCCUGCCAUAACCCCAGGAACCCUGUCGCGCAACGGCUCCUUCUCAAAUAGCAGCUCGUACCUGGAAGACUGGGAGUCAUUUCCACCGCUGGACAAGCUGACUAUUUUCGACCUUCUCGACAACAUCCACCUCUCACAGCGUCUGGAGACUUGGCAGCAGACCCUCGCCGCGCAAAAGGAGAAGGUGCGCAAGCAGCGGGAGAAGCUGAGGUUGUCGUCCUUGAAUGCCAAGGACCGUGUUAUGGGUGAAUGGAAGCGCCAUGCACCGACCGCCGAGGAGAAGCUGGAGAAAUAUCGUGCUCGGAUGAAGCAUGGCGUUGAGCGUCUCGGCAAGCGCUGGAGCCAGACGGCGACUGUCACUCUCCGCGAGAAGAUGUCUUUUAUUGCUGGUGUGCUCAAUAUCUUCAUCAGCGGCUACCUGAUCGGUGCUUGCCCGGAGUACUUUUACUACUGGUUCAGCGGCCAGCUGGCUUUUUUCAUGCCCAUCCGCUACUUUACAUACCAUGCCAAGGGCUAUCACUAUUUCUUGGCCGAUCUCUGCUAUUUUGUCAAUUUGCUCUGCAUGCUGAGUAUUUGGGUCUUCCCGAACUCGAAACGGCUUUUCAUUAGCACCUUCUGCUUGACUUUCGGAAACAAUGCGGUUGCAAUCGCCAUGUGGCGGAACUCGAUGGUGUUCCACAGUAUGGACAAGGUCGUCAGUCUCUUCAUUCAUAUUAUGCCACCCGUGACUCUGCACUGCAUCGUACACCUGACUCCGGUGGCGAUACUCAAGGAACGCUUCCCUGCUGUCUACGACAUCAAGUUCAGUAAGCCCGGGGACCCAGAGCAUUAUGGUCUUGGUGCCAUGAUCCUCUGGUCCACGGCCCCCUAUGUGGUGUGGCAGCUCAUGUACCACUUCCUGAUUACCGUGCGCCGCCGCGACCAAAUCGCAGCGGGUCGUCCGACUAGCUUCACCUGGCUGCGCAAGUCCUACUCUAAAGCGUGGAUUGGGCGGUUUGUGCUGAGUCUACCUGAAACGCUGCAAGAGCCAUGCUUUAUGGUGAUCCAGUACGCAUACGCUUUAUCCACUAUGCUCCCCUGUCCGAUCUGGUUUUGGUACAAAUGGGCCAGCGGUCUGUUCAUGUCUGCGCUGUUCGUCUGGAGCAUCCACAAUGGAGCGACUUACUACAUCGACGUCUUUGGAAGACGCUUCCAAAAGGAGCUGGAGCAGCUUAGGACAGAUAUGGCUCGUUGGCAAAACUCUCCCGAGGGAUCGACCAGUCCUAUCCUUAUCCCUGAGCCCAGCCCUCUCAGUGAAGCCAUCAAUGCACACAGCGAGGAGAAGCGAUCCAGCGUUGAUCGAAUCCCUUUGUUGGAUACUGCCGAUGUCUCCUCUACUGAUAUACUAGAGAAAGACAACAAGGAUUCUGUUGUUCGAGAGCGAGUUUGA